AUGAGAAAUGAAAUUGCAACGACAGUUUUCUUUUUUACAAGAUUUGCAAAAAAAUAUGACAAACUGAGCAAACAGCAAAUAGAAGAUUUUGCAGAAAAGUUAACUACAAUUUUGUUUGAAACAUAUAAAAGUCACUGGCACUCUGAUUGCCCUUCUAAAGGUCAAGCUUUCAGGUGUAUCAGGAUAAACAAUAACCAGAAUAGAGAUCCCAUUCUAGAAAAGGCUUGUGCUGAAAGCAAUGUGGAUUUUACUCACCUGGGACUUCCAAAGGAGAUGACCAUAUGGGUAGAUCCCUUUGAAGUGUGCUGUAGAUAUGGUGAGAGAAAUCAUCCUUUUACAAUUGCUUCUUUUAAAGGCAGAUGGGAGGAACAGAAAUUAUCCCAACAAAUUAGUCAGGCUGUUAGUAAAGCUACCUUAGACUACUUCUCUGGCACUUCUUCUGAUGAAGAAAUUUGUAACAAAGAACCACAGAUAAUUCCUAAAGUCAGCAAUCCAAAGAGUAUUUAUCAGGUAAAAUAA
Suncus etruscus (white-toothed pygmy shrew) is the source of this 519-nucleotide messenger RNA. It is a transcript of the gene BTG4, whose product is annotated as BTG anti-proliferation factor 4. Gene Ontology annotation, cellular component: nucleus; cytoplasm. Lineage: Eukaryota; Metazoa; Chordata; Mammalia; Eulipotyphla; Soricidae. The transcript is spliced from 3 exons. The coding region runs from base 1 to 519 and encodes 172 amino acids. The record is from RefSeq and is a predicted model, not a curated record. Gene Ontology annotation, biological process: negative regulation of cell population proliferation; negative regulation of mitotic cell cycle.